UGCGAAUAAAUAUGAAAUUUCCAAAGUGAGACUUCUCGUACAACUGUGCAGAAGUUAGGUUUAUGGUAAAAGCGACAGAAGAAAAUAGGUUUGAAAGGGAUGUAUUUGUGUGACAGAGAUGUGCCGAUACUGUUGUGGUGAAGGAGACUGUUCAGCCGAUUCCGGAUUUAGCCACUGUGAUUGAGGUGUUGGAUAUGGCUGAGUAUUAUAUGGUCAAGAUCGAUACUUUUAGGGAGAUUCAGAAGGUCAAGAGCAAGGAAAUUUGGUUAUCUCAAUGGGAUAGAUUGCUCGAUGAUUUGGAAGAGUAUAAAGAAAAACAUAGAAUCUUAAAGGAAAACUUGGUAUCAAUAGAUCUGAACAAUAGUUGGAAUGAAUUGCCGUACCUUCAUAUAGAAGCAAAAGAGUUUUUAGAUUCUCUUAUUGAAUCUAAACUUAUCAAACAGUAUAAUCAUCAGAAAAAUUGAAUGAAAUUCAUGGAGGAUAAGUACCAAAUCUUUAGAGAGCGAAAUGCCUCUAAAGCAUGGGUGAAUUCUCAGAUUUGUAAGCUCAGAGACUUCAUUGGCGAUACUGACCACGGAAGAGUUCUUGAGAAGCUCAAAUAAAACAGAAAAACUCUGAACUCAAAAAGAUCAGCAAUUGGAACAAUUUUCAAGAGUUAUCAUUGAGAAAGAUAAGACUAUUGAUCUGCAAAUGGGAAAGAUAUUAUAUAAAGACAAUCAAAUUACUUUAAAAGAAGCAAAGAUAAAAGAAAUUACAAAGAAGAAUGAGUCUAACAGACAAAUAAUUAGAGAUAAAAAUAAUAUAAUUAGUAAACACAUUGCCCAAAUUGAAAAGCUAAAGGAAGAGAAUCAGACAUUAAAAAAUUUAAGUAAAAAUUUAGAAAAAGAGAGAAGAACUUUUAAUAAGAGUCAUUCAGACAAUUUUGCAAAUAUUCAAAGUCAAAAUGAAGAAACUAAAGAAGAUCCAUUCUUCUUGAACCUCUUAGACAACUCAAUGGAAUCAUCCACAACUCUAAUUGAGCCCUCCACAACCUUCCUCACCCCCAUACUUGAAUCAGAAUACGACCUAUCAUCUCCAUCCUCACUCACCUCCCUCAGAGACUUCAGUAACCACAAAUUCCCCCACCUCCCGUCCCUCACCUUCACUCACCUACACAAACUCCCUUUAAACUCCUUCCUGGAGUCCAACUCCUUCACCUCCAUAAACCAGUUCUCUCUUCGUAGCCCUUACGGUCUCCCUUUCGAAAUCUCCCCUUACACCAAAACCUUAGGCAAGAUCUUACCCAAAGUAGUCGCCCAAGUAACUGUUUACUCAGCAGUUCUCGGCAAUAAGCAGUUUGAAGAUUUGUUAGUGGCUGCCAAAAAUGUUAAGACUGUUAAGUUUGGGUGCUGUAUAAUAGAGACGGAUAAGAAGUGUGCUUUCAGGAGUAGGCUGAAGGGAGCCAGGGUCCAGAGCAUUGAUUUUGAAGGGACAGGGUAUCAGGAGAGGAGUAAUUGGGGUGCUGAUGGGUGUAAGAGGUUUAGGAAUAUAGUUAAGGGGUUGGCUGAGGUGGAGAGUAUUAGGAACAGAGGGAUUUUUAUGGGGUUGAUAUGUUGUGGAAUGAAGAAGGAUGAGGUUUUAGAGAUUUUAAAGGAGUUUGAGAUGGAUAAGAUGAUACCCAAUUUGGAUAAAUCAGUUAUUAUGGGAAGAGCACCUAAAUUUUAUUCAUAAUAUCG
Moneuplotes crassus is the source of this 1715-nucleotide messenger RNA. NCBI's taxonomy places the organism in Eukaryota, Ciliophora, Spirotrichea, Euplotida, Euplotidae. The record is from the annotation of a GenBank genome assembly.